Molecule: messenger RNA, 5258 nt
Organism: Parasteatoda tepidariorum (common house spider)
Lineage: Eukaryota; Metazoa; Arthropoda; Arachnida; Araneae; Theridiidae
Source: RefSeq, a predicted model, not a curated record
UGAAAGAGAGUGGGUAUGCAGGCGCAAGAGGCGACGCACACAUCCGAAUGAAAAGCCCUGAAACUAGGAGAGGCGAUCGAAAACUCGGGACGGGCCGAGUCACAUCUCGCUUUUCUUCCGCCGCUACAAACACACUACCACUAGAGUCGGCCACGUGUUUCUUUACAGGAUACCUGCGAUCUUUCCCACGUGCGCAAUCAUUUGUCGAAUUCCAUCAAUUUCGUUGUACGAUCAUUUUUGAUUGGCAUCGUAUACGUGUUGUUUUUAAUGAAAUAAUCAUCGAAAUUUAUAUUUUUCUUAUAUUUGUGAAACUGGUAAGAAUAUAAAUUUUGUAUUUACUUCAUUUGAACGUGAAUUAGAUGUGUUAUAAAAAUAUUCUCUGUUACCUUAUCAAGUUAUGGAUCAAAUUCAGUGAAAUUGAAAUAAAAAAUAGUUCGUAUAUUAUAUAGCUCACAUAUUCUUUGAUUAUGAAUCUAAUCUUUUUUGAUAUGUUGAUGGUUUUCCUUUAACUUUAUGAAUAAGGCAGAAUAUUCGAAAUUUAAAUGUAUCCAAAAUUAGAAUUUGAAGAAAAAAAAUUUGAUUUGGAAGAAUAACGUGAUUAAAAUGGAUGAUCAAAGAUAAUGAUAAGUGAAUAACGUGAUGAUAGCGUGCGUGCAAUGUAAAUAUAAAAAAUCAUAAUUGAAUUACGCAUGAUGAAGGCAUGUGAGAAAUGUAAAUAUCAAAAGAAUAAUACGGUGACAUGUAACAGCAAUAAGUAUAGCUGAAUAGUAAAAUGUAAAUAUGAAAAGAGACCUGAUUGAUUAUUGAAUAACGAUAUGCAAAUUGCACUGGCAUAAAUUGGUAUGAUUAAUUUAAAGUAAAACGAACUAAACAGGAAGAAAAAAAACAUUCAUAAAGGCGUUUCUGAAUGCAGAUGCAUAAGAAAAUUCAUGUCUUAAGUGGGGAAAAAAAGGAAGAUUUCAACUAUAGAAAAUAAUUAGAACUGGCAGCCACGGAUUCUGGACUUAGGGGGCACCGCCCCGGUGGGGCAGAUGCCCUCCGUCACCAUUCUCAACAUAUGUUUGGUCACCCUGGUGCAGCAGUGGCUUGCCAGUGUUGUUACCCAGGGGACCCCUUGGGGGGCAUGCAACCUGCGGAUGCCUAUGGAAAUAUGCCCAUGGACUUGCAUGUAUCAGCACAAGGUUACCAUCCAUAUUAUAGGCAGUUGGAAUGUCUGUACAUGAUGGGCACCGCCUCCGAGAUCCAGCACAGAGGGUGGGAGAACUGCAUUUUGGAGAUGCGAAAGGAAAAGUCAAGGGACGCGGCCAGGAGUCGGCGUGGCAAAGAGAACUAUGAGUUCUAUGAAUUAGCCAAGCUGCUACCCCUGCCCGCUGCCAUAACUACCCAGCUGGACAAAGCAUCGAUCAUUAGGCUCAGCAUCUCUUACCUCAAGCUCAGAGAUUUCACAGCUCACGGAGAUCCUCCAUGGAACAGAGAUUCUCCCUCCAAUUCUAAAGCCAUGAAAGGCAGUUCACUCCGUUCCAGAUCGGGAUCUUCUAUUGCAAUGGACUUAUUCGAGCAGCACCAAGGAACACAUAUCUUACAGUCACUAGAUGGCUUUGCUUUCGCCCUCAGUGCAGAUGGAAGGUUUUUAUACAUAUCAGAAACAGUUUCUAUUUACUUAGGCCUUUCUCAGGUUGAAAUGACUGGCAGUAGUAUAUUCGACUAUAUUCACCAACAAGAUCACGCAGAAUUGGCGGAGCAGAUCGGUAUCAACUUGGCGCAGCAACAGACAACAAUGGCCUCUAGUCCUGGUUCUGUAGCAUCAGAUGAUGGCUCGUCCUCUUCCACGCCCGGCGGAACAUCCACUCCAACGGGCCUGGACAGACAAAUACCUGUGAUGACACUGAACAGCAAUACACCAUACAAAGGGAUGGACAGAUCUUUUUGCAUAAGAAUGAAGUCUACGCUCACGAAGCGUGGGUGCCAUUUUAAAAGUUCAGGCUAUAGGGUAGUGUUGGUCCUGUCUCACAUGAGACCUCAGUACAAUUUCUCCGGUCGCAAGCAACAGGGGGCUGGGGCAGGGCCACAAACUGUUAUGGGCAUGGUGGCCAUGGCCAUCGCCUUGCCGCCCCCUUCCAUCAACGAGGUGAGACUAGAGAGUGAUAUGUUUGUGACCAGGCUAACAUUCGAAUUCAGGAUCGCACAUUGCGAACCGAGGGUAUCUGACCUUUUAGACUACACAGCCGAUGAGUUGACAGGGAAAAAUAUGUAUACCCUUUGCCACGGGCAAGAUGUUCAGAAACUAAGAAAAUGCCAUGUUGAUCUUAUCAAUAAAGGGCAAGUGAUGAGCAGCUACUAUCGACUCAUCAAUAAAAAUGGCGGCUAUACUUGGGUGCAGACCUGCGCAACGGUCAUUUGCAAUUCUAAGAACUCUGAUGAGCAGAGUAUUAUCUGUGUUAAUUAUAUUAUAAGUGGGAUUGAAUACGAAAAUUGUAUCCUAGAUUGUAGCCAGAUGCCGAAUUCUGGAAAUCUGAAACCAGAUGAUCCCAGCAAUUCUGAAAGAGGAUCGUCUCCAGAAGCCGACCCUAGAGAGGAAGGAUCUUCGAGAGAAGGUUGCUGCACACCAAAAACAGAUGGAGGUCGAUGUUCCUCGUCAACUGCAGGCGGUGACAGUGAUCAUCAUAUAUCUCAUUUAGUGAAACAUUCGAAUGUUCUGCGACCUCCAGGGGAGAGAUGCUCUUUACAAGAUGAUGUUUCGGUUGCAAGCAAUGGAUAUGAUAUGGAACCAAAGCAGUUAGACUUAUCAGUAGAUAUAAAUCGUUAUCAAGAAACAGUAAAACAUUCCAGUCAUCACCCAUGUAUUGAUAGUCAACCUCAUGGGCGAGUAAAAAAAAGGCGACUUAUCAGCAACGGACAUCAAAUUAAUUAUAGUGAUACUUCAAUGAGUAAUGGAGAUCGUAAGAGUCCUCCUGACAAUGUGGUAUCUAGUCUUAAUGCAACAAGCCCUCUGGACAACGGAGGAACUUUGGUGGAUAGGGUCACGCCAGACCGAACUGGACUGAACACUUCCUCUGAUGGCAUAUGCCAUCGACCCACAACACCACCUUCAUCGGGUGAUAGUGAUAAAAUAGAUAGACCUUGGAAAAGGUCUCCCAGCAAUAGCUCUUCAGCAAGAAACGCUUACAAUUCUUCAAAUGGUUCUGCUAUGUCAGUGAAAGAAUUAGAGGACGUUAUGAACAAACAUUUACCUUCGGCACAAGAUGGGCAUGAUCCACUUGGCAAGGUCAAUGGCAAUCAGCAGCAAAGAUCAACCAUACAAUGGAUUGGUGCCCCACAGACGACCUUACCAGCAUCGUCUCUCCUUCGACAAAUUUAUGUUAAUAGAGAGUCGGUAAUUAGGUCCGGAACCCAUAUAAGCAGACCAACUUAUUACGGAGAAUCACAAGGUCCCUUGCCAACACCACCAGGUAGUGGUGGUAGUGGCGAGGCUUAUCCUGACCAAAACCAGUUCAUGAUACCAAGCAAGAUGAGUGCCGAAUCUUAUGGAGUCAUCGCCGGUUACUCAACAGCACCAGCAACGGUCACAAGUUACAUGGACACUUAUUCAGCGAUGACUCCACCAGCAUCUGUUUCUCCAAGAGACAAGUUCCAUCCUGGUAUUUCAGACACUGCAGCAUUCAGUGAAGCUGCUGCUGCAGCAGCUGCCGCGGCCAUACCACACAUGCACCACUACGUGUCAGAUGGUACUCUGCAACACCUUCCUCUGAAACCGCAAGUGUUUGUUCAUCCAGGAACUCUAGAUCCAGCUGCAUAUGGACAUUCUCAGCAGGGUCUGAGUCCUGAACAGCAGCAACAACUGUAUGCCCACCAUGCAAGUGGCUUUCAUCUUUAUCAUCCAUCUUCAAGCAGCAAAACAUCACAUCACACAGCAAAUGGUUCAUCGUGGUAUCCUCAACCAAAUACAUAACUUGCACGAGAAAUUUUCUUCCUUGUUCAUUCUUGUAUUAUAGAAAUUCUGCCUUGAAGUUGAAAAAUAACUGCCCACGUAUAACAGGAUAAGUUCUGUUCCAGAUGGGCAGUUUUGUUAGAUUUCUCGCCACCACCUGCUUUGAUAGAAGAUUAGAGCUGACCUGCAAAAACAAUAAUAGCAGCAUUGUUGACUGAUUCCAAUUUUAAUCAAAUUGAAAAAAAUUUAAGUUCGUUUCUAAGAGGAACUAUUUAUUUUUGUCUAUGUGGACUCUAAUCAAAUAGGUCAGAGCAGUUGUCUAGAUUACGACAACUGCGUCAGGUUCUUGAAAACAUUCCAGAAAAGCUAUGUGAGGCCUAUGCAAGGUCUACACAUCCAUGCUGAAUUAAUGUGCAAUAUAAAAACUGUUCUGAAUCAAUUGUAAAUGCUGAAAGUAGUUUAAUGUUUUUACUUUAUAGAUAGAUUAACAAAAUCCCAUUCCUUGAAAACUAUUACAUUUUAAUCAUGAGUAUUUUAUCUAAUUUUAUUUCUUUAAAUAUUUCUAAUAUUUUUUUCUUUCCUAAAUAGAGAUUUACAAAAAUUUCAAAUCAGCCAGAACUUCUUUUAAUUUAUUAAAUUAAGAUAUUAUGAACAAAUUCUAUAUUCAAAUGACAUCGCUUAUUCUAUUGAUAUUAUGCUGUAUCAUUAAAACAUCAGAAAGUGUUGCUGUUUAGUUCCAGUUUUCUGAUUCUGAUUAAUUUAAUUCCCUAUAAGAAGCUUCAGAUCAGUCAAAAUUCUACUUUUGUGUUUCCGAAACAGAAAUUUAAAAAAAUUUUCAACUGAAGUUAUUCUGAUAAUGAUACAAUGUCAAUUUUGUGCUUCUUGGUCAAUGUAAUAUUUCAAUUCACUAUGGAAAAAAAGAGUCAAGAGAAAAUUUAAUCAGGAAAUUUUUGUUCUUCCAAAUUUAUGAAUUUAAGUCUAAAAAUAUACUUCCACAUCGCUAAUGUAAAAUUUACUGUUUUUAUUUAUAAUUCUUUGAGGAAGUGUUACAAUAUCAUCUUUUAUUGCAUUGUGACUCAACUAAUAUUAUAAUUUAACUGAUUCAAUUUCCUUUUUAUGUCAAUACACCUUCAAGUUUUUUUAUUUUUUUAAAAUGACUUUUUCAUGCUUAAUUCUCUAAUCACUCGAGAAAAUCUUUUUGGCAAUCCUUAAGAAUCCCACUAAGGAAUUAAAAAUCAAUCAUCUUAGGUUAUGGAUAUGAACCCCAUCAAAGACUAAAAGCCAAGCCUAAGGGUCAAUUUAUGACCCACCUAACCCUUAUAAAAACAUC